Molecule: messenger RNA, 585 nt
Organism: Mesocestoides corti
Lineage: Eukaryota; Metazoa; Platyhelminthes; Cestoda; Cyclophyllidea; Mesocestoididae
Source: the annotation of a GenBank genome assembly
UUCCUACUAACUACGCACAAACGACACCAGUUAAAGCAAAAGGUUUCGCCAGGUCAAUUUUUAUGCCUUUUUGUAGUAAAACAAGGUGUCAGUGAUGCAUGGUACUCAUCUGUUAUAGUCGGUGGAAUUGCGCUUACAGGCUUCAUUUUCUAUAUCAUCAUUCGCGAGUUAUUUUCCUCCAAAAGUCCAACACGUGUGUAUGAGGAUGCCCUAAAAAUCUGUAUUAGUGAUUCACGCGUUCAGGAAAUGCUCGGGCCACCCAUAACUGGUCGUGGGGAGCCAAAUCGUCGUGGUAGAAGAACUCAUGUUGCAUCUACUGAAUGGAUAGACAAUAAAGGCAAGCGGCAUAUGGCGAUGCGGUUCUUCUUAAAGGGUGUCUACAACUCCGGAACCGUACAUCUUGAAAUUUAUGAGAAUGAUACAAAUGACCUUGAGUACAGGUACUUGAUCGUUGAGGUGGACGGCUUGGCUAGACGGCAAGUGAUCCUCCGUCCAGAGGAGUCCCGAUCCGCGCCUCUUCCCUCCGGGCCCCCUCUGCCGCCGCUUCCCCCCAACCUUGACUCUUUUGAGGAGGCACGAAAAUGA